AUGGUCGGAGUUAUGAACUCGGUAGAGGCUGUGAUUGCGUCAAUCCAGGGUUUAUCAGCGAGUUCUGGGGAUUUAUCUGCACUCCACGAUCUUUUGAAAGGAGCUGAAGAAUCGCUUCGAGCUGACUCGGAUGUUAAACUCUCUACUCUUGAACAACUCGACCCAUCGAAGCAUUCUCUUGGUUACCUGUAUAUCCUUGAUGUUCUUACGAGUGGUCCAGUUUCGGAGGAGAAAGCUUCUGAUGUGAUUCUGUUAAUUGCACGGUUCAUUAACUCUUGUGAUGCGGGCCAGAUUCGUUUAGCGAGCGAGAAAUUUGUAUCUCUUUGUAAGAGAUUGAAGGAUAAUGUUGUAAAGCUCAACGAUCCCCUGCGAGGGGUAGCGUCACUGUUGACAGCUGUUUAUAAGGUUCAGGCCUCCACCAAACGUUUGACUGCAUUGCAUCCAGAUUGUCUUCAACUAUGUUUGCAGGCAAAAAAGUAUAAAGCUGGUUUCUCCAUUCUUAGUGAUGAUAUUUUGGAGGUCGAUCAGCCAAGAGACUUUUUUCUCUAUUGCUAUUAUGGGGGAAUGAUAUGCAUUGGGCUGAAGAAAUUUCAGAAAGCAUCGGAGCUUCUUUUCAAUGCUGUGACUGCUCCUAUGCAUCUUGUCAAUGCCAUAGCCCUUGAGGCGUACAAAAAGUACAUAUUGGUGUCUCUCAUUCUAAAUGGGCAGUUUACUAACAGUCUCCCCAAGUGUGCUUCUACAGCAGCUCAGAGGAACCUCAAGACUUUGUGUAUACAUUACAUUGAACUGGGUAAUUGUUACAACGAUGGGGGUAUCGCUGAGCUAGAGGCAUUGGUUGUGGCCAACAGCUCACAUUUUGAAGCGGACACGAACCUUGGAUUAGUUAAGCAAGCAGUGUCAUCCCUUUACAAGCGAAACAUUCUGAGAUUGACUCAGAAGUACUUGACAUUGUCGCUUGAAGAUAUAGCCAAGAUGGUCAAUCUUGCUAAUGCUAAGGAGGCGGAAAUGCAUGUGCUUCAGAUGAUCCAGGAUGGUCAGAUACAUGCCCUUAUCAACCAGAAAGAUGGGAUGGUCAGAUUCUUGGAGGACCCUGAGCAGUACAAAACGAGUGAGAUGAUUGAGAUCAUGGAUUCUGUUAUCAAAAGGACGAUUGGACUGUCGAAGAAUCUCUUAGCCAUGGAUGAUAGCUUAUUAUGUGACCCGUUAUACUUGGGAAAGGUUGGAAGGGAAAGACAAAGGUAUGACUUUGGAGACGAUUUUGAUACUGUCCCUCAGAAGUUCUCCAUGUAA
Messenger RNA from Arabis nemorensis, 1290 nucleotides. The record is from the annotation of a GenBank genome assembly. Lineage: Eukaryota; Viridiplantae; Streptophyta; Magnoliopsida; Brassicales; Brassicaceae.